AUGCAAGGCUUGUUUUGUUCCCAGGAGCUGUGUUCCAGCCCACAGUUCAUAACCGGUGGAGCCACUCGCACAGACAUCUGCCAAGGGGCCUUAGGGGACUGUUGGCUCUUGGCCGCUAUUGCCUCUCUCACCCUGAAUGAAGAAAUUCUGGCCCGUGUUGUUCCCAAAGACCAGAGCUUCCAAGAUAAAUAUGCAGGAAUUUUCCAUUUCCAGUUCUGGCAGUACGGGGAGUGGGUGGAUGUCGUGGUGGAUGACAGGCUGCCCACCAAGAAUGGGGAGCUGCUCUUCGUGCACUCAGCGGAGGGCAGCGAGUUCUGGAGCGCGCUGCUGGAGAAGGCGUACGCCAAGCUGAAUGGAUCUUAUGAGUCUCUCUCUGGUGGCACCACCACUGAAGGCUUCGAGGACUUCACUGGUGGAAUUGCAGAAUGGUAUGAGCUGCAGAAGGCACCACCCAGUCUCUUCAAAAUCAUCCAGAAGGCCCUUCAGAAAGGCUCUCUCCUUGGCUGCUCCAUUGAUAUCACCAGUGCGGCAGAGACAGAGGCAGUCACUUCGCAGAAGCUGGUGAAGGGACAUGCGUACUCAGUCACUGGGGCAGAGGAGGUGACCUUCCGAGGAACGGUGCAGAAGCUGAUCAGAAUCAGAAAUCCCUGGGGGGAAGUGGAGUGGACUGGAAAAUGGAACGACAACUGCCCAAACUGGAAUGGCGUUGACCCUGAAGUGCGGGAGCGGCUGACCAGGAGGCAUGAAGACGGGGAAUUUUGGAUGGCGUUCAAUGACUUCUUGAGACAUUACUCCCGCUUGGAAAUCUGCAACCUGACUCCAGACACCCUGGCAAGUGACAAGUACAAGAAGUGGAGCCUGCUGAAGCUGGACGGAAACUGGAGGCGAGGAGCUACUGCAGGGGGCUGCAGGAAUUACCCAAAUACUUUCUGGACGAAUCCACAGUAUUUAAUCAAGCUGGAGGAAGAAGAUGAGGAUCCUGAGGAUCCUGAGAGGGGCUGCACUUUCCUCGUUGGCCUGAUUCAGAAGCACCGGCGGAAGCAGAGGAAGAUGGGAGAGGACAUGCAUACCAUUGGCUUUGCAAUUUAUGAGGUGCCCCCAGAGUUUUCUGGCCAGACAAAUGUUCAUCUGAGCAAAAACUUUUUCCUGACCAACAAAGCAAGAGAGAAGUCAAACACCUUUAUCAACCUCCGAUUGAACCGGUUCAAGCUCCCUGCAGGAGAAUAUAUCAUCGUGCCCUCGACCUUUGAACCCAACAAGAAUGGGGAUUUCUGUCUGCGAGUCUUCUCAGAAAAAAAUGCAAACUCCACGGUUAUAGAUGAUGAAAUUGAGGCCAAUUUUGAAGAGACUGAGGUCAGUGAAGAUGACAUUGAACCCAGCUUUAAAAAGCUUUUUGGACAGCUAGCGGGAAGCGAUACAGAGAUCUCCGCCUUUGAACUGCGCAACAUCUUGAAUAAAGUCAUAGCAAAACGCCAAGAUAUUAAAUCUGAUGGCUUUAGUAUUGAGACGUGCAAAAUAAUGGUUGACCUGUUAGAUAAUGACGGGAGUGGUAAACUGGGACUGAAGGAGUUCCACACCCUCUGGACAAAGAUUCAGAAAUACCAGAAAAUUUACAGGGAAAUUGAUGUGGAUCGAUCCGGUACCAUGAAUUCAUAUGAGAUGAGGAGAGCGCUGGAAACAGCAGGGUUCAAAUUGAACUGCCAGUUACAUCAGAUCAUUGUGGCUCGUUUUGCUGAUGAAGACCUCAUUGUUGACUUUGAUAACUUUGUCCGGUGUUUGAUUCGGCUGGAAACCUUGUUCAAAAUGUUUAGGAAACUGGAUACUGAGAAAACUGGAACAAUAGAAUUGAACCUCAUUAAUUGGCUGUGCUUUACUGUCAUUUGAGCCCCUGACAUCAUCAGCUCAGAGACCUCAAAAAGAGCAAGAUCAGGUGAAGAUAAUCAAGCAAACAUACAA
Leptosomus discolor (cuckoo roller) is the source of this 1956-nucleotide messenger RNA. The record is from RefSeq and is a predicted model, not a curated record. NCBI's taxonomy places the organism in Eukaryota, Metazoa, Chordata, Aves, Leptosomiformes, Leptosomidae.